Molecule: messenger RNA, 1058 nt
Organism: Paramecium octaurelia
Lineage: Eukaryota; Ciliophora; Oligohymenophorea; Peniculida; Parameciidae
Source: the annotation of a GenBank genome assembly
AUGUCUUCUAAUAAAUAUAUCGAAUAAUCUCCAGAAGUCUUAAGCCAAAGAAACUCAUUUAGACAUUCUUCAUUUAAUUAGAGUGUUCAAGAAUUCUCUUAGUAUAAAGAAAAAAUGUAGGAUCUUAUGUUGCCAAAUGUAGAAUUUGUAGAUCCAUAAGAUUUUAAGAAGCAAAAUGAAUGUUUAGUUUGUGGCAUUGAAUUUACUUAGACAAAUAGACAGCAUCAUUGUAGGUAAUGUUUAUGCUGCUAUUACAUUUUAGAAUGUGUGGAAGUUCCUGCUGUGGCUAAUGUUCUCAAAAAACAAUCAAUAAGAAUAGAGUCUGUGAUAUUUGCUAUAUGAAAGCCUCUUAGUUAGCUGCUGAGAAAAAAAGGAAUAAGUUCUUACAAUCUUUAAAGGAUUCUGCAAAAAAAUUGAGAAUACAUAUAGAAUAAGCAUAAAAAAAGAAAUAAGAGUUGUAGAAUGAAAGAGAUGCUCAAUUGGACAAAUAAUAGAUCGACUUAAGAAUAUUAGAAAAGGAAACUGAAGACUAUAGAUUAAAGUAUUCUCAAAAAACUUAAGACAAAUGUUUAUAUGAGCAAGAAGUUUAGGAAUUUAUUAAAAAAAUGGCAGAAUUAAAUGCUCUUAAAGAAUAGGUAUAGUAAGAAUGCCAGGAAAAAGAACAGGAAAUACGCGCUUAUGACACUAAUCUAUAUUUAAGAGAGCAAGAAUUAAAUGACAAAAAGACUUAAUUGCAAAGAUUAAAAUAAUAAAAAGAAGAAUUAGAAAUAUUGUCUUAGAAAAUUGAGUAAAAUCCAGAGGUAGCUUAAGAUAUUAGCAUACCUGAGCCAGUUUAAAUAUUAUAACAAGAGAAACAAUUACAGCAAAUGUACAAUACUAAUAUUGAUAUUGAUGAUAUUAUGUAUGGAAACACUGAUAAUGGUAAGGAAUCCUUAACUUUAAUCAAAUAGGAAUAGCCUCAACAAUAGUAAAAAAAGUAAAGUUCUACAUAACCAAAUAAAUAAAAGUAGAAGGAUGAAGAGGAGGGGGAAGAACAAUAUAAAUGUAAUAUUUUUUGA